AGUUAAUUAUGAACACUCUUCCCUUUCGUAAUGUCUAAAUUGUUGAACUUCUUUUUGGCUUAGCAUUUGUUUAUGGUGUAGGUAACAAUGUUUCUUUGUCAUGAAACACGAACGCGUAGGAAUUAUACAAGUUACCAACUGCAUACUACUGAAUACUAGCUUUUCAGCAAUAAUUAUUUAUGUGCCUAACUAUUGAAAUAUAUUGACAUAUAUUUACUAAUUUAUCUUCAUAAUAAACAAUAUAGCAUAUCGCAGCUUCUACAAUAAAAAACUUACUUGAUCAACCAACUGAAUGAAUUGCUGCUGUUCAACGCAGAAAUGGAUCAUAUAAACGAAUUUCUCAACGCAAUAAUAAAAGGAAAGCAGUUAACAAAAGCUUUGCUUGAUAGAACUCUUAACGCUGUACUUUCUGUCGAUGCUAGCGAAGUACGCGAUAAGCAGACUAUUUCAAAUAUAUCAAAUGCUUUUUCAGUCAUUGGGGAAAGAGAGCAAUAUACGGAACCCAAAAUCAUUUCGUGUUUGAAAGUCCUUUUACAUCUGUGUUUUCUAGGGAAACAUCCAGAUUUAGGUGACCUCUUCAUAGAAACAUUUACCGGGUUAAAUCCCUCUCUCAAAGACUCUGUUAAGAAAUCUAUUGGCUCAUUAGCUUUGUCUUUAGGUUGUCAAUUCUUAAACGAAACAGACUUUCUAAAUGUGACAACUACCUUUGAGUUGUAUGAUGAAUCAGAAUAUCAAAUGAUUGUUUUUGAACGAGUUGUUCUUCAAGUAAUGUCUCUCUUCAUUGCAAAAUGUGAAGACAAUAAACUUUACUUAAUAAAUAACAGAAAAGAGCUGAAUUUACAGGCGAUUGGCGAGCGAUUAACCCACCGUGAUUUCGCAUGUAGGUUUCUGUGCGGACUAUUUAUAUCACGGUUUUCGGUCUCUGGUUCGGAUGAGGAAAGUAAUAGACAAAAUGCUAUUCGUUUAAGUCUUUUCUGCCCGAGCGAUUCUUCAAAACUUACUUUGACCAUGCAAAUGCUAAAGGCGGAUCAAAUCUUUCAAACCUGCGUCGCGAACUCUACCAAAGUUUAUAAUGGAACAUUCUCGGUAUGUUCAGAAACACCUGUACAUGCUACUAUGAUCAUUGAACCAAGAGAUGUUAUCAUUUAUAGAAAGGGGUUUACUUUGUUGCAACUAUCAUGGGGAUCUAUGAAAGACAUUACGAUGACAAGUGAUGGUCCUUACAGAUUUUGCUUUACUACUGAUAUACCACAUUUAAAAGACUGUAUCUUUGAAUGCCUGGAUGAUUCUUCCUUUGCUGAUUUAAGCUCAACAUUGCAAUUUGUCGGAGAUUCGUUAACACCAAAAUUGUUUGUUUCUCCAAAAGUAGCCAUAAAUCAAUCAAGUAACAGUGCUAAAAAUUCAAUGGAGGAAGUAUCUCAGCAUUCUGCGCGUGACGCAAUGGAAUUUGACAGUGCCUAUGAAAAGUUUGAAAACGAGAUUCUUGACAAAAGUUUGUGUGUAGAACCAACAAAUGAAACCACUACAGGGAACAAUGAUAAAUCGACCAUCAAGAUAGACGAGCCUGAAAAUGCUUUGAAUCAUGAGGAUGCUGCAAAUGAGGAAACCAAAGAAAUAUCUGAAACUGCUGAAGUUACAACAGAGGGUACAAAGCAAGUAGAUCCGGAAAAUGAUACUCUGGUUACCCCCCUAAGAAAGCGUACACGUGCUGGCAAAGCAUCUACAAAGAGUAGUCGUCCACCAAGAGUCAAGAAACCAAGGAAAACUGAGAAAGUUAAAGAAGCAGAUUCUAAUUUGGAAGGGUUGAAAGAGCAAGAGACUCCUUGUCCCAAAAAUAACAAGCAGAUCAAAGAACCAUUAAGGUCAGAAGAAGACAACUCCGAACACUCUCUUUUGGAUGACGGGGAAAAGCAAAAUUCAAAGGAUGAUGAACAACUAAGUACUGGAAUGCAGGAUUCGGUAAAACCAGAAAAAAAUACUGCAGAACCUGUGAAUAAUCCUAAAUCAUCAAUGCAAACAAUGGGAAAAGUUAAACAGGAGCCUUCAAAUCAAAAUAUGAAUAUUUUAGAUCAUUCACACCAAUCAGUUUUGAAUGACCAUAAAUCAAUAUGGAAACAGAUGCUGAAGGAUAAAUCGUGGAAGAAAGAGUUGCUUACACCCCCUCCUCAAAAUAGAAAGCGACAAAUUGAUUUAGCAACUUUUACGAAACAAGGUCACUCAACACUUGGGAAUACACCUUCCCUGCUUAAUGCUUGCUCAAGUCCUCCCAUUGAAGCUUCGUCCUUGGGACCAUUCGUGAAGCAUACUGAUGAUGGAUUAACCAGUAGUACUCUUAUAUCGGAUACGAAUGAUUAUAUGAACGAUGUAAACUUACAAUCUGUUAAACAGGAAGAAAAGACUUUAAAGCCUCCGUUUGAAUUUGAUAAGGUGCAAUCAAAAAGCUUUGGCCAAGUUGAUUUGCCAAAUGCACAUGGAAUUGAGCGUUGUGUUUCUUUAAUCGGAAAAAAUAUUUACUCAAUUUUAAUUAAACGUGAAGAAAAAUUAAAGGAUCAAUUAAAUGUUUUUCAUUUAAACUCGACUAAUUUGGUUGAAGGAUUUCAAGAGAGACAGAAGGCUAGGUAUACAUCUAUACAGAAAAUGCUUACUUCGGUGGAUACGAGUCUAUUGCAUCGAGUGAAAAAGCUAAUCUAUGAAUAAGUUUGUUAAACAAAGGUUUAGGAGUAUUAAAUGGAAUGAGUCUGAAACGAUUAUGCCAAUUUUAAACCACAAGAACAAUGACAAUUGGAACAGAAAAAUGUUGAAUAAAUUAUAAAAAAUAAUAUUACAGUAAAAUAAAAUAAAAAUAGAAAAAAUAAAAUACGUUUGAUUGUAAA
Molecule: messenger RNA, 2873 nt
Organism: Schizosaccharomyces cryophilus OY26
Lineage: Eukaryota; Fungi; Ascomycota; Schizosaccharomycetes; Schizosaccharomycetales; Schizosaccharomycetaceae
Product: meiotic recombination protein Rec10
Exons: 1
Coding region: 319-2697 (792 amino acids)
Biological process (GO): reciprocal meiotic recombination
Source: RefSeq, a predicted model, not a curated record